CAUGACUUGAAGCGAGCACUACUUGGUCCGGAGUACCAAAUAUAGUCUCUCUGUAGCUCAGAUAUGGGCAGCGAUGGCGACUUUCAAGGGGCCGAUAGACCGACGCUUGAGAGAAACACCUCCUCCUAUUGAUGAGAGAAAUGUAGCGGAUGAUAGCGGGACAGAUCCUGAGAUACGAGAGCCAAAGCGUCAAAGGCAAUUAACAUCCCAGCCUUACUUCGUUGACCCAACUAGAAUCCAGAUUGGCUCUAGUAGUCCGUUGCACUCCGACUCAUGCCAUGGGUCUCAGCCGUCAUCUCUAGGCUACGUCGACCACGAUACGCAUUCCCUGGCCAGAGCCCCUGAAGACGCUACGCUACGCCUUGCCUCGUGCGUGAUUCGGCAUAUCGUGUACUAUGCUGCAUCUCAGGACUCAACAUCGCAGGCGAUAGUUGUCGAGUUUCGGGAUGCAAAAUCAAGGCUUGCGCCCAAGACACCUACUGGAGGACUUCAGAUGAUUGCAAUUGAUGACGGCGGCCUUUGUCUACAAGAGCAGAAGCCAGAUGGUGGCUUCAUGUUUACAAACAACCAUGUCGCUGUCCUGGAAGCCAAACCGCACUUUCAGUGCCUAGAGAACGGUAGACCUGUCAUCUCAGACGGGAACCUUGCACAAAUGAUAUGUCAAGCCCUGGCAACCAGAUGCUCUUAUCUCAAUGUUCUCUCACAACAAAGUGUCAUUGUUAUCAAUGCUACCCAGCACUACCUUUGCUUUCUUCAAGUGGAUAUAGGGAAUGAAUAUCUCUACAAUUUCGAGGGCACUUCACCAAGGCACAUGUUUUCUACUCCCUGGUUUGACUUGAGCCAGAGAAGUGGGAGAGAGUCUAUACUUGCCAACCUAUGUGGGAUCAUGCGUCGAGCAAUUUCGGUGUGA
Messenger RNA from Aspergillus fijiensis CBS 313.89, 910 nucleotides. RefSeq lists its product as uncharacterized. The transcript has 2 exons. The coding region runs from base 74 to 910 and encodes 278 amino acids. The record is from RefSeq and is a predicted model, not a curated record. Lineage: Eukaryota; Fungi; Ascomycota; Eurotiomycetes; Eurotiales; Aspergillaceae.